Molecule: messenger RNA, 5679 nt
Organism: Phyllostomus discolor (pale spear-nosed bat)
Lineage: Eukaryota; Metazoa; Chordata; Mammalia; Chiroptera; Phyllostomidae
Gene: CTNND2
Product: catenin delta 2
Exons: 24
Coding region: 241-4062 (1273 amino acids)
Biological process (GO): dendritic spine morphogenesis; cell-cell junction assembly; cell-cell adhesion
Cellular component (GO): cytoplasm; postsynaptic density; plasma membrane
Molecular function (GO): cadherin binding
Source: RefSeq, a predicted model, not a curated record
GCUGCGGUCGCCGCGUUCGGAGGGGCUGCCGGGCCGGGCGCUGCGCACUCGCGUGGGGAGCCGCCUCUCCCCCGCGGCGCUCGCCCCUGCUCCCCGCCAGCAGCACUUGUCCCGCGGCAGCGCUCAGACAACAAAAGCGGAGGAUGCUGCAGUUGGGCAAGGUCAGGACCUUGCCCUGAAGCCGGGCGGCGGCACGCACGCCUUUCCCCGGACUGAGAAACUGUCGCUGGUGGCGGGUGCAUGUUCGCGAGGAAGCAGUCGGGCGCCGCGCCGUUCGGAGCUAUGCCUGUCCCAGACCAGCCUUCGUCAGCCUCAGAGAAGACCAGCUCUCUGAGCCCUGGCCUCACCACCUCCAACGGGGAUGGCUCGGAAACGGAAACCACCUCUGCCAUCCUUGCCUCCGUCAAAGAACAGGAAUUACAGUUUGAAAGACUGACUCGAGAGCUGGAGGCAGAGCGCCAGAUCGUGGCCAGCCAGCUGGAGCGAUGCAAGCUGGGGUCAGAGACCGGCAGCAUGAGCAGCAUCAGUUCAGCAGAAGAGCAGUUUCACUGGCAAUCACAAGAUGGUCAAAAAGAUAUCGAAGAUGAACUCACAACAGGUCUUGAGCUGGUGGACUCCUGUAUUAGAUCCCUGCAGGAAUCAGGAAUACUUGACCCACAGGAUUAUUCAACAACUGAAAGGCCCAGCCUGCUCUCCCAGAGUGCACUUCAGCUCAAUUCCAAACCUGAAGGGUCCUUCCAGUAUCCAGCCAGCUACCAUAGCAACCAGACCCUGGCCCUGGGUGAGACAGCCCCAUCGCAGCUCCCUGCCCGCAGCACCCAAGCCCGAGGCGCUGGCCAGAGCUUCAGCCAGGGCACCACGAGCCGCGCGGGGCACCUGCCAGGGCCCGAGCCCGCGCCGCCGCCGCCACCGCCGCCCCGGGAGCCGUUCGCGCCCAGCCUGGGCAGCGCCUUCCACCUGCCCGACGCGCCGCCCGCCGCUGCCGCCGCCGCCGCCGCGCUCUACUACUCAAGCUCUACGCUGCCCGCGCCACCGCGUGGGGGCUCCCCGCUGGCUGCCUCGCAGGGCGGCUCGCCCACCAAGCUGCAGCGCGGAGGCUCAGCCCCCGAGGGCGCCGCCUACGCCGCGCCGCGCGGCUCCUCGCCCAAGCAGUCGCCCAGCCGCUUGGCCAAGUCCUACAGCACCAGCUCGCCCAUCAACAUCGUCGUGUCCUCGGCCGGCCUGUCCCCGAUCCGCGUGACCUCGCCCCCCACCGUGCAGUCCACCAUCUCCUCCUCGCCCAUCCACCAGCUGAGCUCCACCAUCGGCACGUACGCCACCCUGUCGCCCACCAAGCGCCUGGUCCACGCGUCCGAGCAGUACAGCAAGCACUCGCAGGAGUUGUAUGCCACCGCCACCCUCCAGAGGCCGGGCAGCCUGGCAGCCGGGUCCCGGGCCUCAUACAGCAGCCAGCACGGCCACCUGGGCCCCGAGCUGCGGGCCCUGCAGUCCCCAGAGCACCACAUAGACCCCAUCUAUGAAGACCGCGUCUAUCAGAAGCCCCCUAUGAGGAGUCUCAGCCAGAGCCAGGGGGACCCUCUGCCGCCAGCACACACCGGCACCUACCGCACGAGCACAGCCCCAUCUUCCCCUGGUGUCGACUCCGUCCCCUUGCAGCGCACAGGCAGCCAGCAUGGCCCACCGACUGCAGCCACAGCCACCUUCCAGCGGGCCAGCUACGCCGCCGGCCCAGCCUCCAAUUACGCCGACCCCUACCGACAGCUGCAGUAUUGUCCCUCUGUCGAGUCUCCGUACAGCAAAUCCGGCCCCACCCUCCCGCCCGAAGGCACCUUGGCCAGAUCCCCGUCCAUUGAUAGCAUUCAGAAAGAUCCCAGGGUUCCAAAGUGCAAGUCUAGAGAGGAACUCUGGCAGCAUUUGCAAAAAGAGGCACCUUUUUUAGAAUUUGGAUGGAGAGACCCGGAACUGCCUGAAGUGAUCCAGAUGUUGCAACAUCAGUUUCCUUCCGUCCAGUCCAAUGCUGCAGCCUAUUUACAGCACCUCUGCUUUGGAGACAAUAAAAUUAAAGCCGAGAUAAGGAGACAAGGAGGCAUCCAGCUCCUGGUGGACCUGUUGGAUCAUCGGAUGACGGAAGUCCACCGUAGUGCCUGUGGAGCCUUGAGAAACUUGGUAUACGGGAAGGCCAACGAUGACAACAAAAUUGCUCUGAAAAACUGUGGUGGCAUCCCAGCGCUGGUGAGGCUACUCCGCAAGACCACCGACCUGGAGAUCCGGGAGCUGGUCACAGGAGUCCUUUGGAACCUCUCAUCUUGUGAUGCUCUCAAAAUGCCAAUUAUCCAGGACACCCUGGCGGUGUUGACAAAUGCCGUGAUUAUCCCCCACUCGGGCUGGGAAAAUUCCCCUCUUCAGGAUGACCGAAAAAUACAGCUGCAUUCGUCACAGGUGCUGCGAAAUGCCACUGGAUGCCUAAGGAAUGUUAGUUCGGCUGGAGAGGAGGCCCGCAGGAGGAUGCGGGAAUGCGAGGGGCUCACGGAUGCCCUGCUCUACGUGAUCCAGUCUGCGCUGGGGAGCAGUGAGAUCGACAGCAAGACCGUUGAGAACUGUGUGUGCAUUUUGAGAAACCUCUCGUAUCGGCUGGCAGCAGAAACGUCUCAGGGACAGCACAUGGGCACGGAUGAGCUGGACGGGCUGCUCUGCGGGGAGGCCAGCGGCAAAGACGCAGAGAGCUCCGGGUGCUGGGGAAAGAAGAAGAAGAAAAAGAAGUCCCAGGACCAGUGGGAUGGAGUAGGACCUCUUCCAGACUGUGCAGAACCACCAAAAGGGAUCCAGAUGCUGUGGCACCCAUCAAUAGUCAAACCCUACCUCACACUGCUCUCUGAGUGCUCAAAUGCAGACACGUUGGAAGGGGCCGCAGGCGCCCUGCAGAACUUGGCUGCAGGGAGCUGGAAGGGCUGGGCUGAGGAUGUGGCAGGCAUGGCGUAUGCCCUACGUUCACUGCCAGAGGGGGCUCCCUGCCUGCCACAGUGGUCAGUAUACAUCCGAGCCGCUGUCCGGAAAGAGAAAGGCCUGCCCAUCCUGGUGGAGCUGCUCCGAAUAGAUAACGACCGUGUGGUGUGCGCAGUGGCCACGGCGCUCCGGAACAUGGCCCUGGACGUCCGAAACAAGGAGCUUAUUGGCAAAUAUGCCAUGCGAGACCUGGUCCACAGGCUCCCAGGCGGGAACAACAGCAACAACGCAGCAAGCAAGGCCAUGUCGGACGACACGGUGACCGCCGUCUGCUGCACCCUGCACGAAGUGAUCACCAAGAACAUGGAGAAUGCCAAGGCCUUACGGGAUGCGGGUGGCAUCGAGAAGCUGGUUGGCAUCUCCAAAAGCAAAGGAGAUAAACAUUCUCCGAAAGUGGUCAAGGCCGCAUCUCAGGUCCUAAACAGCAUGUGGCAGUACCGAGACCUGAGGAGUCUCUACAAAAAGGAUGGAUGGUCACAAUAUCACUUUGUAGCCUCAUCUUCAACCAUCGAGAGGGAUCGGCAAAGACCCUACUCCUCCUCCCGCACGCCCUCCAUCUCCCCUGUGCGCGUGUCUCCCAACAACCGCUCAGCAAGUGCCCCAGCUUCACCUCGGGAAAUGAUCAGCCUCAAAGAAAGGAAAACAGACUAUGAGUCCACUGGCAGCAACGCCACUUACCACGGAACGAAAGGAGAACACACCUCCAGGAAAGACACCAUGACAGCUCAAAAUACUGGAAUUUCAACUUUGUAUAGGAAUUCAUAUGGUGCGCCCACUGAAGACAUCAAACAUAACCAGGUUUCAGCACAGCCAGUCCCACAGGAGCCCAGCAGAAAAGAUUACGAGACCUACCAGCCGUUUCAGAAUUCCACGAGAAAUUACGACGAGUCCUUCUUCGAGGACCAGGUCCACCAUCGCCCUCCAGCCAGCGAGUACACCAUGCACCUGGGACUCAAGUCCACCGGCAACUAUGUUGACUUCUACUCAGCUGCCCGUCCCUACAGCGAACUGAACUAUGAAACGAGCCACUACCCUGCCUCCCCCGACUCCUGGGUGUGAGGGGCGGGCGGCACGAGGCGCUCCGGGAACAGUGCAUGUGCAUGCAUACCACAAGACAUUGCUUUUUUUAAUUUUUUUCCCUGCAAAUUUAGUUUGUUAAAGCCUGUUCCAUAGGAAGGCUGUGAUAACCAGUAAGGAAAUAUUAAGAUCUAUUUUAGAAAGCUAAAUGAAUCGAAAGUUAACUCGGACACCAGUAGAAAGCUAAAGCGAUCCUAAAGAUGACCUUGUGACACCUUUCUAGUUUGAGCUGUAAGGGAUAACAAAUGCUGUGUACUGAAUGUGGCCGGAGGCGGCGCAGGAGGCGGCCGGGGCGAUGGGGCGGUGGGGCAGAAGGUUCUAAGCACAGAGGCAGGCAGCACAGGUCACACAUGUCAGAGGGACGGCUUCUCACGCUUUGUUUACUCUCUUCAUCCGUUGUGAUUCUAGGCUUCCGGUUGCAUUGGGGUUCCUCUGUACAGCAAGAUGUUUCUUGCCUUUUGUUAAUGCAUUGUUGUAAAGUAUUUGAUGUACAUUACAGAUUAAAGAAGAGAAGCGCGUUGUGUAUAUUACACCGAUGCCGCAGUGUUUCCUCAUCUAUGGUUCUAAAUAUUGCUUCAAUCUCAAACUUUUGAAAGAUGUAUGGAUUUCCAGUUUUUCUUUUUCUUAUUCUCAGUAUGUUUUAACAAAAAAAAUGGGGAAAAAAGGAAUAUUUAGCAGUAUUGUUCGUUCUGAUAUGUGAACUUGUUUGUGGCAACUAAGCAAGGCAUCCAGCAGUUUCUGACAAUUAACAUACAUCAUUCCACACUCCUUGUCAACAAAGUGCUUUUUCACUGCCUAAAAUUUUAGAUGUAGAUAUUUGAAAUAGAUUUUUUCAUUUAUACCAGUUUUCUUUAUGAUGAUACAGUGUUAAAAGAAAAUAAAUUACAAUUGAUCUGUCAUCCACAUUUGCUAAGAAUGUCUAUUUCCAAGGACCUAUCUUACAAAAUACACAUUCUUGCUCGUGUGUCUGUGCGUGUGUGGGUGUGUGUAUGUCCACGUAUGUAUACAAAUGACCUGUGUGAGACUUUAUUUUGACAGAAGCGAUUUCAUUGGCUGUUCAUCCUGUACAACCUUCGUUUUUGGUUUUUAGUAUAAAUGUACAUCAGUUUGUUCCUUCCGUACUCUAUCUAUGCUUCUGACCAUCUAGUGACUCAGGAUAUUAGGCCAGUUGAAGUGAAGUUAUAGGAUUUUCACACAUUCACACCUUCUCCAAUACCGACUCUUUCUACAGGUCCAUUUCCUUUCCUGUUUUAUGCCCUCGGAACACGAUAAACCAUGGCCAACUCAAUAAUUUCACUUUGGGGCCAAUUACUUGAACUAUCCACAGAAAAUGUAAACUGCUCGCCUUAUUCCUCCCAAACUUCUUUUGUUCAUGUGGCAGGGAGCAGUAGACUAUGAUGGAUUAGAUUAUUGAAACUGAACUUGAAGCGAAUGUUAGAAUAGUGGUUAACAGAGCUCAGAAAUAAGGCUAACCAUUUAAAAGAACACGGGCUGUGGGUAAAUUAGCUUUGCUCUUUAGAUGCAAGUGACUGAGGCCAAUAGGUGCCUAGUAAAUGUUAACUGUUCUUGGAAAAAAAAAUAAAACAUUAAAUAACAAAA